This is a messenger RNA of Paramacrobiotus metropolitanus, 889 nucleotides long. RefSeq names its product BTB/POZ domain-containing protein 6-like. Gene Ontology annotation, cellular component: cytosol. The transcript has 3 exons. Gene Ontology annotation, molecular function: protein binding. Bases 358 to 873 code for a protein of 171 amino acids. Lineage: Eukaryota; Metazoa; Tardigrada; Eutardigrada; Parachela; Macrobiotidae. The record is from RefSeq and is a predicted model, not a curated record. Gene Ontology annotation, biological process: neurogenesis.
UUGGCUGUUGCCUCUAGGUUGGUGUUAGCCGUAGCAAUGGACACAUGCUUAUUAUUACGAUUUGCUUUGCAUUACGAUGAUUAUGACGCACUAUGCAGGCGUUUCUCUCGUAGCAGUAAUUGUAACUUCGUGUCACGAAGGGCUAACAACGACAUCGCGACAACAUUUCAUUGAACUUUGGUGUCCAAAGAAAAUUUCUACGCGCGCUUUCUGCACAUUUUCCGAAACGUAAUGCUGCGAUAUUCUGCAGUGGCAAGCUUACCUGAUUUUUGCGAUUUCAAGCUUUAUUUACGUCCUUCUUUGCCUGACUUCCCUAAAGUUCCAUUGUGAAACCACGCUCGGAAAUUUUCCGUUAUCAUGUCUUGGAACUUAAUUCCACCAUCCUCGGAUUCGGUAAAUCGCGCUGGCAUCGCGAAGAUCAGUGAUGGAAUGCGGCACGUAUUAGCCAGUGCCGAUUUGAGCGAUGUCCAGUUCGCAGUCGGACAAGACUAUGGUGCAUCGAAGACGUUUUUAGCGCACAGACUCAUCCUGAGUAGCCGCAGCGAUGUGUUCGACACCAUGUUCUACGGAAGCGUGCCAGAGAACUGUGCAGAUCCCAUCGACAUCCCGGACAUUCACCCAGAAGCGUUCGCUAAUAUGCUCAGUUACAUCUACACCGAUGCCGUGAAGAACUUCACCUGGGAAAACGUCUUCCACAUAAUGAGCUGCGCGGACAAGUACGACCUACCCUUGCUGGUGGCUAGCUGCGCCAACUUUAUUCAGAAGAAACUCGAUUACUACAAAGCUGCGUUUUCUAUUUCACAUACACAUUCACCUUCGUUGCUGUGCAUAGCCACCCCAGCUUUACACAGUGGUCACCCGUACAACCCGUAACAUAUAGAUAUCAGAG